Jaculus jaculus (lesser Egyptian jerboa) is the source of this 956-nucleotide messenger RNA. RefSeq names its product inhibitor of DNA binding 3, HLH protein (gene Id3). Bases 57 to 416 code for a protein of 119 amino acids. The record is from RefSeq and is a predicted model, not a curated record. The transcript is spliced from 3 exons. Gene Ontology annotation, biological process: cell differentiation; circadian regulation of gene expression; negative regulation of transcription by RNA polymerase II. Gene Ontology annotation, cellular component: nucleus; cytoplasm. Gene Ontology annotation, molecular function: protein dimerization activity; transcription regulator activity. NCBI's taxonomy places the organism in Eukaryota, Metazoa, Chordata, Mammalia, Rodentia, Dipodidae.
UGUAGGGUGUGUGUGCUCGUCAGUCUCUUCUUCCCUCGCCGCCAGCUUCACUCAACAUGAAGGCGCUGAGCCCGGUUCGCGGCUGCUACGAGGCGGUGUGCUGCCUGUCGGAACGCAGUCUGGCCAUCGCGCGGGGCCGCGGCAAGAGCCCGGCGGCCGAGGAGCCGCUGAGCCUUUUGGACGACAUGAACCACUGCUAUUCGCGCCUGCGGGAACUGGUGCCCGGAGUCCCGCGAGGCACUCAGCUUAGCCAGGUGGAAAUCCUGCAGCGCGUCAUCGACUACAUCCUCGACCUGCAGGUGGUCCUGGCCGAGCCGGCUCCGGGACCCCCGGACGGUCCACAUCUCCCUAUCCAGACAGCUGAGCUCUCCCCGGAGCUUGUGAUCUCCAACGACAAAAGAAGCUUCUGCCACUGACCCGGCCGACCUGGCACCUCUAGAACGCAGGUGCUGGCGCCCGUUCCGCCUGGGACCCUGCCUGACACGCCGGGACCCUUCUCCGGCCGGAAGCCCGAGGGCAUGGAUGGGCUCCAACCUCGCCUUGCCCACUUUACUUCCCUAAAAACCCUGCCACGAGGCUGGACCUGGCGCCCGAGAGCGAAGGACUGUGAACUUGGGUGGCCCCGAAGAGCUAGUGCUGCUCAGCAGCUGGGCAACGUCACCCUGCCCCCCCAACCCAACCCAAGUGUUAAAAGACUGUCUUUGCUGAGAAUGGAGGGGCUAGAAGGGGGGUGGGCGAGUGGCUGCCCUGCCAACUCUGCCAAGGCAGCAUUAGAGCUAGUUUUCUGGUCUCCUUGGAGAAAGGCUCUGCUGCCCUGUUUAUGAACUCUAUAAUAGAGUAUAUAGCUUUUGUACCUUUUUUUUGCAGGAAGGUGACUUUCUGUAAUCAUGCGAUGUAUAUUAAACUUUUUAUAAAAGUUAACAUUUUGCAUAAUAAACGAUUUUUAAACACUUUAA